CUUGUUUAAUCGCCUCGCUGCUCGAUUUUCCAUCUGACCAGCUGGAUCUCGGCUUGCUCGCGUGCACUGCGGAGGACACGCUUGGAGCAGCUUUGUCCAUUUGGUCGUGACUAGCAGCAGUGACGGCAACGCGUUUCGGCCACUCAGACUUUGGCCGCUAUGAUGCCUUGGCUCCUGUUCCUAUGGUGGGUCUGGCUGCCGAUCCAGGCUCUUCCGAAGGCGAAUAGCGGGCUCACUCGGCUGGAGCAGGAAGAGCUGGCUUUUAUGAAGAGCUCGCUAAAGCGCGAGAUCGAUGAUGCCACAGAUCCUGCACAUGAAGAUACCAGCUUGCAUGGGCAGGAGAAGAAGAUCCGCAAGGCAUACAGAAACAUCGCCAGACGAUUCAAGCGGAACAUCUUCGAUGAUCAGGUGAAGUUCGAGUUCCAGAUGCGCAUCCUGAACUUGGCCAAGGAAGCCUUGAUGAAGGGAGAUGGCCUUGGAGCAUCUGGAUGGGCUGAAGAAGAUGAAGAAGAGGAGGAUGACAAUGAGACCAGAGGCUCUGGCCGAGAAUUGCCAGGGACAAGUCGAGCGAGUGAUGAGAUUUUGAAGAAUAUCCACUCCUGGCAGGAGUUGGCUCUGGAAGAAGGGGUCAGAUUUGAUGAUCCAGAGCAGGGAUACUUUGUUGGACACACUCAGCAUGCCUAUCGAGACGCCUUUGCUGGCAACUGGAGCAAGUUCUUGCGAGAGGAACUGGCAGAACUUUGGCCUGCUGCAUCUGCCUUGCAGUACCAGCUGGAGCUGGAAGGCAACACAACCAGUGAAGCGCGAGCAGAGUCGCUCCGCUUGACCCAAACUGCCCGUGAGCUGGCCCAUGAUUCAUUGCUACAUAUCGCCAGCAUCCUUCAUCAUUGUGGUGGACGAGAUCCUGGAGAACUCCCGGAGUUUGGAAACACCACAGCCUGGGUCGAUGUUCACCUGAAUGUGUCCCAAGGCCUGCGCGCCCUCUUUGCUGAGAAUGCUUCGCUGCCAGAGACCUGCGCAGCGGGAGCCGAUCGUGAGGUGCGCGCUGCCCUGUUGGAGCUCAAUCUGGAAGCUUUGGAACGUCUCAGCACUGGCGAUGGUCAUGGUCGCAUCGACGUGCUACAGGAACUGAGACAUGCCCAUGGAGCGGCCCUGGCAGCCAACACGGCUGCCGCAGGGCCCAAGGUGAUGCCCUUUAUCGCCCGAGGUCAUCGGUUCUUUACGAUGCCCCUACACUGUCCAGAGGCGGCCAAUCAGAAACGCUCGGCACUGGAAAGGCUGUGGGAGGAGUAUCACUUUGGGCCGCUGGUGGAGGAGGCCUACCCAUCGGAGUAUCCCUGCGGACUGCAGGGCUUGUCGAACUUCCUGGACUUCCACCUGGGACGUGAGGGCGAACUCCUGGAGCGGCGCGCCGAGCCGGAUCGCAGCGUGCUGAAAGCCUUGAGAGGUCUACUACAUUUACAACAGGUCUUAGCCAGACCGGCCUAUAUGUCCUCUGGCUCGCAUGCUGAGAGUGGUUUGGCAGCUUGGCGCGAGGCGGUGACCGACGUGGAGGAGGCUGUCUGGAAGGGGAUUGCCUUCCCAGAGCUUCACACCGCGGUGGGUCAACUGAUGGCAGAGUUGGCCAAGGGUGGCUUCAUGCCCGAGGUCUUUGCUGCCAUGAUGGAGCACCCCCCGGUGCUAGCUGGAGGUAACACACUGCCACAAGGCAGAGAGCCUUCGGAUGUCCAAGCGCCUAGAUGGCCUCGAUUCCAAGGGAUGAGCAUUCCUGGAUACAACAUGAAACCAGUUCAACGCUACGAAGAGCGUGCGCUGCGCAUGUGGGGUGAUGAAGAGAUCGAAGAACAUUGGGAUCCUGUUCGAUUAGGACUCUCUUAUAUUGAUCUUACAGCUGCCUGUGAUUUACCGCUUCAAGUUGCCAUGUGCUUUCUGAGUGCUGCUCUCUGGUUUUGGCGUGCUUUGGAGCUCCUAGGUGACAACUGCGGUGGAGAUGGCUGGCUUGACCUCUACAUCUUCGAAGAUAUUUGGGCGGCUCCGCCGGCCUCGAAACGCAUUGCCAUGCAGUACAGCUUGAAACGAGCGAUCAUCGAACUGGUGGACUAUGCUGCCAACAUGGCGGAACACCAUUUGUUGCCCGGCGCUCGAUUGGCGGUCCAACGCAUUGGCUACCUGCUCUUGCGCAAGAUGACGGCACGCUUUGGCACCCCCGAGGAUGGUAGCAAAGUGAUGGCACAGCUGAAGCGGUUCUUUACAGCUGCUCGAGUGAACCCCUUGUGGUCACCACCUUUGUUGCCAGUGGCGGAUGCGGUCUUCAUCGACAUUCUCUCUGGUCGGCUUCAUUCCGCCUUCCUGGAAAAGUUGCAUGAGUCGGAUUCGAAGCAUGUCUUGCCCUCCACCGUGCCCGAAUACACGCUCUAUGAGGCCGCCCUCUUAGGAGGGAGCGAUGUGAGCGUGACCUCGGCGCGGCACGAGGUGAUGUUCGCGCUGCUCCAUGACACCGGACGGACCUGGAGGAUGGUGGAAUCGGCCCUUCAGGGAGCGAUGUUCCGACAGGAUCCCUGGGGCUUUGUUCUGGGCCGACGGUCUGAUCCGUUGCCCUUGUUGCCGGAGUUUGCCGCCGUGCGAGGGCUGCGGAUUGACAUGUCGACAGGGAAAUCCAGCUUGUUGCUGGCUCGCCCAUCCUCCAAUGCGCCGGCCUUGUUCUCUUUAGAUGAUGUUGCAGCUGUACUCGCCCUGCAAGAUAGCGAGCCGUUGGCACUGAUGCUGGACCCUCCGGCUCAGAAGGGAGUUGGGAUGUCGGAGUUCCCGCAUCAUCCCUUCCAAUGUGCCAGCUUGAGCCCAUCGAACCAAUCUGGUGGUACAGGACGUCGCGUGGAAGAAGCCUUGGUACAAGCAGCUUUAGCUGUGCAGCAAUUGGCAUCAGGAACAGAGGUGGCAUUUCGUGCACCUUUUCCACUUCGGCCAUGUGCUCAAGGCCUCUGCCGUUCACUGCCCAAGACACUUCGAGACAGGCUGCAGCAGAUCACACAGCUGCGGGCAGAGGCCUGGGAUUCACCUUCGAGGUUGGUCCUUGAAUGCCCUAGAAUCCCGUAUUGGCAAGCACCGGCAGGGAAUAUCCUGGACGUGCGGUUUGGGGAUCCCAGGCUGGAGGUGCAUGCUGGUCAGCCUCUGAGAGAGCUCAACGAAGAGGAGUUCCGAAAGUGGCCGGUGACUCGGCUUCGAGCCGCCGUGGAGCGCGUGGACCGUGAGCUGGGAAGCCACCGAGAGGCAGAGCUGCCCGCUUUGGAAAAGCAGGAGCUGGUCGAUCGGCUCUUGCGUGCCACCGAGCGAGGGAUUCUGAUCGAAGAUGACGAGGAGACAGGUGAGCCCAUGGUACGCUUCUCUCGGCGCUUAACGCACCACCUGGCAGAAGUAGGUCGUGCCUGGCCACAACUGGCACGUAUGGUACCUUUCUGCGCUCUGAGAGCGGCUGGACUUAUUCUGAGGAUGCAAUUGCAACAGAUGAACGAGUCUGCGAACGCACAGCAGGAGGACCAGAAGCAAGCGUCAGAAGACCAUGCAGCAAGCAUGCAGCGACAGCAAGAAGAAGGCUGGAGAAGCAUUCUAGCUGAAGUCCAUGCUAGUGUUUUGGGCCCGGUCGACUUGGACCCGGCGCAUUGCUUUGGGCCAGACGUGACCUUCGCGCAGUGCUGCAGCGUGGGCGACUUCGAGGCCAACUGCUGGGACGGCGCCUGGAGCGCCGAGCGCUGCUGCGGCGCGGCGCGGGACGGCGCGCGGCAAGCGACACCCGAGGUGGUGGCGUCGGUGGCAGCGCAACUGGGUAGCGUUUCCAGUCGAAGACCACCUCCAGAUCUUUUGAUCCCAGCAGUGGAUGCAUGGCUGAAACAUCCUUUUGGGAGAUCGAGAUCUGGCUCCAGCGGCGAAACACGUGGCUCCAGCUACAGCAUGGCGCUGAUAUCACUUCUCUCCGCAGAGGUGCGCUCGGAGGAGACCAUACGCCAGCAAGUGCUGAAGAAGCUCGACACCGAUCUGAAGGCCUUGAACCUGGGCGGCGAAGGUCCUGUGUCCUUGGCCGAAGGCUCUGAGGCUUGGCUGCCGGUGGUGCCCUUGGCGAACUCCGGCGGCCGCCGGGCGCUGUACGCCACCGUGGCGUUGUCACCGCAGCUGGUGCCACUGGAACAGGAUGAGGUGGAAGCGGCGAGAGAACACCUGCAUAAGGUGAAUCCUGGAAUCUGGAAUGAUGUGCCUCUUGAAGAGCUGGUGCAGCGAAAUCUUCCCAAGGAAGAUCAGACUGCAGAUUCUGAGCUAAAGUGAUAGCUGCUAAAGUGAUAACGUAUUUCUUUUGGAGAUGUUUUGAUCUCCCGUUCAUAGUCUCCAAAUGGCUUUGGGAGUUCGCUUCUGGCACGACUUCAGCAACUAAGGAGAGGCCAGUGCCACUGUCCCCGAACUUACGAGCUCUGUAUGAGGCGACCGCGCUAACGAAGAUGCUCGCUGGUACCCUGCAGGGGGUGGCCAAGGGAGCAUCGGCCUGAAGCGCAGAGGAUGUUGGACAUCCAAAA
Molecule: messenger RNA, 4559 nt
Organism: Durusdinium trenchii
Lineage: Eukaryota; Dinophyceae; Suessiales; Symbiodiniaceae
Source: the annotation of a GenBank genome assembly